Molecule: messenger RNA, 1107 nt
Organism: Durio zibethinus
Lineage: Eukaryota; Viridiplantae; Streptophyta; Magnoliopsida; Malvales; Malvaceae
Source: RefSeq, a predicted model, not a curated record
CUCCUUAAUCGUGGAAACACGCGUCGGUCAUCUAUACGAGAGACGGCUCUUUUCUCCCAAAUCAAAGCAAUUAAACAAAUUCUUUCGAUUCCUGAUUGGUCCACGUGUCCCUAAUCCGUCCAAAACCACUACCGGUUUCUACGGCGAAGCGAGCGGUUUUGUUUUCUCUCCUCAAACUUUCCAUAUAUAGAUGGCUUUUUUUGCUGCUGAUGAUGGUCAAGACCAAAACGACAUCUCUGAAACCUCGUUUGUCUCCUUUCUCACCGUUUCUCACUUCCUCUCCUAAUUAAUUGUUUGAUUACUCGCUGAGCUAAAGCUAUGGGGAGAGGGAAAAUAGUGAUAAGGAGGAUCGAUAACUCGACGAGCAGACAAGUGACUUUUUCGAAACGAAGGAACGGAUUGUUGAAGAAAGCUAAGGAGCUUGCGAUCUUGUGCGAUGCUGAAGUUGGAGUAAUAAUCUUCUCCAGUACCGGAAAGCUCUACGAAUUUACUAGCACCAGCAUGAGAUCAGUAAUUGAACGAUACAGCAAAACUAAGGUGGAACAUCAACUGGGGAACCCAACCUCUCAAGUCAAGCUCUGGCAAAGAGAGGUAGCAAUUCUAAGACAACAACUGCAAAACCUGCAAGAAAAUCAUAGGCAAAUGAUGGGUGAAGAACUUUCUGGAUUGAGCGUAAAAGAUUUACAGAAUUUGGAGAGUCAAUUGGAAAUGAGUCUUCGCAGUGUCCGUAUGAAGAAGGUUUGAUGUUCUUAUUUCCAUGUCAUGCUCUGUUUUUUUAGUUCAAAAUAGCAUGCAAAAUGAAGCAACCCCAUUUUAGUAACAUUUUCUCUUUUGCUGUAGGACCAAAUUUUAAUGGAUGAAAUUCAAGAAGUGAACAGAAAGGUAAACCCUGAAAGAAAUAGAUUCAGCUCCUUACUAUCAUACUGUCUCAGCUCAAGUGGUUAAAUUGCUUUGUCUCAUUGCAGGGGAACCUCGUUUAUCAAGAAAAUCUGGAACUCUAUAAGAAGGUAAACCUAAUUCGUCAAGAAAACAUGGAAUUAUAUAAGAAGGUAUAAAUUUGAAUGGCUCAUGAAAAUCUCAAUUAUCAUAUUCAACCAUUAAACCUUU